CUCCCGUUCAGCCCUCCGCGUCCCCUCAGGGCCGGGCGGGACAAGAGAGAGUGUGACGCCGGUGACGUCACGGCCCGCGUCUCCGCCAUCUUCAUUGUGGGCAGAGAGGCAGCCCCUUCGGCCGAGCUGAGGGCGGGCGGGCGUGCGGCCGGCUGUCGAUGCUGCGGCCCGGCGGGCGCGGGCUCCUCCUGGGCCUGGCGGCUGCGGCGGCCGCGGCGGUGGCGGCGCGGCUGGUGGGCUGGUGGGGCCCCCGCGCCGGCUCCCGCCUCUUCACCCCCGGGGAGCUGGCCCGCCACCGCGGCGGCCCCGGGGAGCCAGGCCUCUACCUGGCCCUGCUCGGCCGCGUCUACGACGUGUCCUCCGGCCGCAGGCAUUACGAGCCCGGGGCUCCCUAUAGCGGCUUCGCAGGCCGAGACGCAUCCAGAGCGUUUGUGACUGGGGACUACUCUGAAGCAGGCCUUGUGGAUGAUGUAUCUGACCUGUCACUUUCUGAGAUGCUGACACUUCAAAAUUGGCUAUCAUUCUAUGAGAAGAAUUAUAAAUUUGUUGGAAGGGUGAUUGGAAGGUUCUAUGGAAAGGAUGGGCUACCCACCUCAGAACUGGCCCAGGUAGAAGCCAUGAUCCCCAAAGGCUUGGAGGCAAACAAGCAGGAACUGGAAGAGAAGAAGAAGUUUCCACCAUGCAACACGGAGUGGAGCUCAGCCCGGGGCAGCAGGUUCUGGUGCUCCCAAAGGAGUGGAGGCGUGAGCAGAGACUGGACUGGUGUCCCCAGGAAGCUGUACAAGCCAGGUGCCAAGGAGCCCCACUGUGUGUGUGUGAGAACCACCGGUCCCCCUAGUGACCCAGCACCAGACAACCCUACACACAGAAAUCGUGGGGACUUGGACCACCCCAACGUGGAGGAAUAUACAGGCUGCCCACCCCUGGCCACUACAUGCUCUUUCCCACUCUAAGCUGGUGCCCUGUCUGUUGAUAAUGCACAGAGAAGCCCAAUGAGCCCUGGCUCACCUGCAGUAGGAUGGCUCCUGACAUCGAACAAGAGGGCCAAAGAACUCCGGCCUCUGCAAAUGUGGCCAUGACCCUCACCAUGGGCUCACCAUUCUGGUGACCGAGGCCAGAGCUGGGCAGCUCACCUAGUACUGGUCAGUCCGUUUCUGCCACUAUUCCUCUAGAUGUACUUGCCAUCCUUUUUCAGAGCCCUCAAAUAUUAACACAAAUAUGACCAACUGAAAACUGGACAGACAAGCAAAGGGCUCUAAGCUCCAAUCCUUCCCACGGACUCCCAGGCUGCCAGAUCAACUGCUGGACUGGUCAGGGGCACUGGCAAAAAGGCACAUCACUCUCUCACAACUCAGAAACAAGAGGAUACAUCCAGAAAAGACCAAAAAUGAAUGAAUGAAUGAAUGAAUGAA
Messenger RNA from Pipistrellus kuhlii (Kuhl's pipistrelle), 1412 nucleotides. Its product is annotated as neuferricin. The record is from RefSeq and is a predicted model, not a curated record. The transcript has 5 exons. NCBI's taxonomy places the organism in Eukaryota, Metazoa, Chordata, Mammalia, Chiroptera, Vespertilionidae. Gene Ontology annotation, cellular component: membrane; endomembrane system. The coding region runs from base 159 to 953 and encodes 264 amino acids.